Messenger RNA from Eriocheir sinensis (Chinese mitten crab), 558 nucleotides. RefSeq lists its product as uncharacterized. The record is from RefSeq and is a predicted model, not a curated record. The transcript is spliced from 2 exons. The coding region runs from base 1 to 558 and encodes 185 amino acids. Lineage: Eukaryota; Metazoa; Arthropoda; Malacostraca; Decapoda; Varunidae.
AUGUACAUUUCAUCACCCACACCCCUCACCCACACUCCAUCACACUCACCCCUCACCCACACUCCAUCACCCACACCCCUCACCCACACUCCAUCACCCACACCCCUCACCCACACUCCAUCACACUCACCCCUCACCCACACUCCAUCACACUCACCCCUCACCCACACUCCAUCACCCACACCCCUCACCCACACUCCAUCACCCACACCCCUCACCCACACUCCAUCACACUCACCCCUCACCCACACUCCAUCACACUCACCCCUCACCCACACUCCAUCACCCACACCCCUCACCCACACUCCAUCACACUCACCCCUCACCCACACUCCAUCACCCACACCCCUCACCCACACUCCAUCAUACUCACCCCUCACCCACACUCCAUCACCCACACCCCUCACCCACACUCCAUCACCCACACCCCUCACCCACACUCCAUCACCCACCCCCCUCACCCACACUCCAUCACCCACACCCUUCACCCACACUCCAUCACCCACACCCCACAAAUUCAUCACCCUCAUUCUCUCACCCACACGCGUAACAAAAUAA